Exophiala aquamarina CBS 119918 is the source of this 1161-nucleotide messenger RNA. RefSeq names its product 26S proteasome regulatory subunit N9. The record is from RefSeq and is a predicted model, not a curated record. NCBI's taxonomy places the organism in Eukaryota, Fungi, Ascomycota, Eurotiomycetes, Chaetothyriales, Herpotrichiellaceae. The transcript is spliced from 2 exons. Bases 1 to 1161 code for a protein of 386 amino acids. Gene Ontology annotation, biological process: ubiquitin-dependent protein catabolic process. Gene Ontology annotation, molecular function: structural molecule activity. Gene Ontology annotation, cellular component: cytosol; nucleus; proteasome regulatory particle, lid subcomplex.
AUGGCAAAACAACAUGAUCCAGAAGCAAUCUCCAAUUUCCUUACAGAUCAGAGAGACGAAGCACCUGCGGAUCUCCAACACAUCUUCCUCACCUUCGAAGACCUGUGGGAGCGGAAAUUAUGGCAUCAGCUGACUGAUCAGUUGCUCGAAUACUUCCAGAAUCCUGAGAGCACUGCCCAGAGACUACCCAUCUACAAUACUUUCAUCAUUAGUUUCGCCGACAAGAUCAACCAGCUCAAACUUGUCAAACUCGCCUUGAGUGCUUCCGCACAGAUCAAAGAUGAUUCGGAGAGAAGUCAAUUUCUCAAGACCCUCGCUACGCGAGUAGAACAGCCCGAUUCUGAAGAUGCGCAUGUUUAUGCCAUUACAGAACUCGCCAGCGUCUAUCUAAGACUAGACGAAGCGCCAAAGGCGAAGGAGCAACUAGAUAAGGCGCAGAAGACACUGGAACAGUUCGACUUCGUGGAGAAUGUCGUCCAUGCCGCCUUCUAUCGGGUCAAUGCCGACUACUUCCAGGCCAAGGGCGACUACACUGCAUACUACCGAAAUUCCCUCCUUUACCUUGCUUGUAUAGAGGAAUCCGAACUAUCUUCGAUGGAGCAGCAACACCGAGCUUAUGACCUAGCCAUCGCUGCCCUUGUUUCCGACUCGAUCUACAAUUUUGGGGAAUUGCUUUUACACCCUAUCCUUGACGUCCUCAAGCCUCCGCACUCACAAUCCUGGCUGCGAGAGCUCCUUUUUGCUUUCAACCGCGGAGAUCUAGCUGCGUUUGAUCGCAUGUCAAACAGCCUAAGCAAAGACGAGACACUCAGUACGCAUCGAACUUUCCUAUGGCAGAAGAUCAACCUUGCCGCCCUGACGGAAUUGGUCUUCAAGCGACCACCUCAUGAUCGUGCCAUGACCUUCAAGACCAUCAGCCAAGAGACCAAUGUCAAGCCGGAUGAGAUUGAGCAUUUGAUCAUGAAGGCGUUAAGUCUAGGAUUGCUGCGCGGAAAGAUUGAUCAGGUGGCAGGAAUUGCACGGAUCAACUGGGUUCAACCCAAGGUUCUCGAACGCAGUCAAAUCGAGGGAAUGCGGCUCCGACUAAAGGAAUGGGACAGCAAUGUGAAUGAUCUGGGCCAUUGGAUAGAAGGCGUGGGCAAGGAUGUGUGGGCAUCAUGA